Octopus bimaculoides (California two-spot octopus) is the source of this 705-nucleotide messenger RNA. Its product is annotated as E3 SUMO-protein ligase ZBED1-like. The record is from RefSeq and is a predicted model, not a curated record. Lineage: Eukaryota; Metazoa; Mollusca; Cephalopoda; Octopoda; Octopodidae.
AUGGCAGCGGAGAAGAAUCGAAUUAUGAAAUUUAAAACGAUAUCAGGUCGAUUACAUGAACAUUUUGAAUUUAAAUUGUUAGCUGACGGUAAUAUCAAAACUGCUGAUAACGUUUAUUGCAUCCAUUGCGACAAAUCGUUCGCAUACCAUGGAUCUAAUACAUCGCUUACUUACCACCUUCAAAACAAACACUCGCUACAAUAUUCGAAACCUCAGUUCGCAAUAUCAGUUUCAUUUAGUCAGUCUACAGCGGCGGUGUCAUCUACCUUCAAGCAGACUUCUUUGCGUCAGCUCUAUCGUCGGUCUGAUCAUCCGGUGAAUGCUACCCUACAGCGUGACACUAAAAUAUCACUUGCUAACCGGAUAGCUAAUAGUGCUAGACCAAUAUCGAUAGUAAAAGAUGAUGGUCUUCAGCAAGUGUUGUGUACAGCGCUUCAAUUUACCGAAUAUAAACUACCUUUCCGGUGUACUACUGAUAAAAUGCUGGUUGAUAUUUAUAACACGAAAAGAGAAAAGGUUAAAGAAGCACUGAAAAUUUCAAAGGCAAUUGCGCUAACAUCUGAUUUUUGGACAUCCCUGCGUAAUGAAAGUUAUUGCGGAAUCACCGGCCAUUGGAUUGCUGAUGAGUGGAAUUUAAUAAGUGUCAUUCUUGAACGUGUGCAUAUUAUUGAAUAUCACUAUUCUAACAAUGUUGCUGAGUUAUAG